CUCUAACUGACGAGACACCACACAGCGAGAGGUCUUGAAGCUCCGCAGAAUCAGACGACAAGACGAUCCGAAGCCUAGUCCGAGCGGGAUUUUGAGGACGAUCCAUAAAGCAAACUUUCCACAAGAAGAUGAUGAAGUACUACCAGUGUCCAGUGACCCAGGACGUGACCUAUGAAGGGUGCAACACCAAAAACGGGAGUCUGGUGACCUGCGUUUCCACCCGCAAGUCCGUAAAACCUGUCCGGAACGUCCACUUCCCCAACGAUGUGGUCUUCCAGGAUUACGUCCGACACGGAGAGGUGGAGAGGAUCGGACGCUUUAUUCGGACCGGGAGGGUGACCCUGGACACUAUAUAUCCUUCAGGCAUGGCAGCCAUCCACGAGGCCGUGCUCUCGGGGAACCUGGAGUGUGUGAAGCUGCUGGUGAAAUACGGCGCCGACAUCAUGCAGAGAGACGAGGACGGCUGGACGCCGCUCCACAUGGCCUGCAGCGACGGAUUCCCGAACAUCGCAAAGUUCCUGCUCUCUCUCUGUGCCGACCCCGAGGCCGAGAAUGACUGCGGAGAAAAACCCGCCGACCUCAUCGACCCCGACUGCAAAGAGCUGGUUGAGAUGUUCGGCGUUGGAGGGGACUGAACCUGAAGCACGUCUGGUGCAUCGAAUCAGCUUGAUCUUCUCCUCCUCCGUCUCAUGGCGAUGGAGUAAGACCCAGAGCAGAAGCGCAGCUGCGUGGAGCUCUUCUGGAGAAUAAGACCUUAUUGACGUCAGUGCAGGUCUGAGCGUGAAGGAGAACAGCAGAAGAACUUUACAGGAACAGAGAUGUGGAGAUAAGCGG
Molecule: messenger RNA, 834 nt
Organism: Pangasianodon hypophthalmus (striped catfish)
Lineage: Eukaryota; Metazoa; Chordata; Actinopteri; Siluriformes; Pangasiidae
Gene: ppp1r27b
Product: protein phosphatase 1, regulatory subunit 27b
Exons: 3
Coding region: 129-635 (168 amino acids)
Molecular function (GO): phosphatase binding
Source: RefSeq, a predicted model, not a curated record